Messenger RNA from Echinops telfairi (small Madagascar hedgehog), 1264 nucleotides. RefSeq names its product malonyl-CoA-acyl carrier protein transacylase (gene MCAT). NCBI's taxonomy places the organism in Eukaryota, Metazoa, Chordata, Mammalia, Afrosoricida, Tenrecidae. The transcript is spliced from 5 exons. Gene Ontology annotation, molecular function: transferase activity. The coding region runs from base 1 to 822 and encodes 273 amino acids. The record is from RefSeq and is a predicted model, not a curated record.
AUGGAAUCCAUCAGCCUCAAGCUCAAUCGAGGAUCUGCAGCUUGCAGCCUAGCACAGGGGCACAGACAGUCACGCAUCUGCUCUGUCAUCGAGAACUGCGUGGCUGCUGCCGGCUUCAGCGUGGGGGAGUUUGCAGCCCUGGUGUUUGCGGGAGCCAUGGAGUUUUCUGAAGGCUUGUAUGCAGUGAAGAUCCGGGCAGAGGCCAUGCAGGCGGCCUCGGACGCCGUUCCCAGUGGGAUGCUGUCCGUCCUGGGCCAGCCGGAGUCCAGGUUCAACACCGCUUGUUUGGAAGCCCGGCAGCACUGCGAGUCCUUGGGCAUAGAGAGCCCCGUGUGUGAAGUAGCCAGCUACCUCUUUCCCCACUGCAGGGUGGUCUCCGGACACCUGGAGGCACUGCACUUCCUCCAGAAGCACGCCUCUCGCUACCGCUUCCGGCGCGCCAGGCUGCUGCCCGUGAGUGGGGCCUUCCACACCCGCCUCAUGGAGCCAGCUGUGGCCCCCCUGGCCGAGCUGCUGAGCACCAUCAGCCUGAGGGAGCCCCUGGUGUCCGUCUACUCCAACGUCCUCGGCACCCGGUACCGGAACCCCAAGCACAUCGCCAAGCUGCUGGCUGAGCAGCUGGUCUCCCCCGUGAAGUGGGAGCAGACCAUGCACGCCAUCUACGAGCGAAAGAAGGGCAUCCAGUUCCCUAGGACCUUCGAGGUGGGCCCAGGGAGGCAGCUGGGCACCAUUCUCAGGAGCUGUAACCUGCAGGCCUGGAAGUCCUACAGCCACGUGGACGUGGACGUGGACGUGGACACCGACGAGGCCCCAGAUGCGUAGGGACAGGAGCACCGGCAUCAAGGGGCCGAAGCCGCCACAUCAAGCGUGGGGCAGGAGCGUUCUGUGACAGGCCCGUCCCUGAUGGUGAGACUCCGGUGGGUCUCCGGGCCUCGGCCAGCUUGUCCUGCUCCAGCUCUUGCUCUGGAAAUUGCCCACGGCAGGUGGUUCUCAGGGUCAGGGUCGCUGUCAUGGGCCAGCCAGCCUCUUCUUCUGUCACCCUGCUUAGCGGCCUGCCACCACCCAGGAGCAGACUGAGAGAGCCCAGGCUCCCAGCUGGUCUCGGCAGCGUCAGAAGGGCGGCUGGGCUCACGCUAGCGCUGUGUCGGCACCUCGUCCCCCCAGGGCUGCUCUGGCCACAGAGAGCACCCCGGUCAGGAGCGUGCCAGGCAGCAGCGUGGGUGAUGCUGCCCUCCCGCUCCAUUAAACGAGUCUGUCUAAGUUG